This is a messenger RNA of Daktulosphaira vitifoliae (grape phylloxera), 1066 nucleotides long. It is a transcript of the gene mRpL10, whose product is annotated as 39S ribosomal protein L10, mitochondrial. Gene Ontology annotation, biological process: translation. NCBI's taxonomy places the organism in Eukaryota, Metazoa, Arthropoda, Insecta, Hemiptera, Phylloxeridae. The record is from RefSeq and is a predicted model, not a curated record. Bases 197 to 964 code for a protein of 255 amino acids. Gene Ontology annotation, molecular function: structural constituent of ribosome. Gene Ontology annotation, cellular component: mitochondrial large ribosomal subunit. The transcript has a single exon.
UUUUUAUUCACAAAUUUGAUUGCAAAAUUGAGUGGCUAUUAAUUAAUUGUUCCUAGAAUUAUUAGUUUUUAUUUAACAUUUAAUUUAUAUGCAAUGUAUCUUAGAAUUAUUUAAUGAAAUAAACAUUAUUUAAAGACAUUUUUAUUAAUUAGUUAACAGUUGACGAAUAAUUAAUUUACUCUAAAAAAAAAAUAACAUGUUAAGUAGUUCAGUAAAAGUUAUUUGCACCAAAACUUUUAUACCGACUGUGAUAAGUGUUAGGCAUAGAAGAAUAAAUGUGCAAAAACCACGAGCACCACAUCAUUAUCGAGCUACAAUAAACGCUAUUAUUCAGCCAAAAUUUGACUGGCCUAUUCCCCAUAAGAUGCCUUGGACUGAAAGAUGUCCAAAACCCCUAGUUCAGAAAUUUAAGUCUGUGGAAGAUAAUCCAUAUGAACGCAUUUUAGCAAAAGAAGUUCGUGAACUUUUUGAACAGAGUGCAAUGGUAGCAGUAUUUCACAAGAACCCAGUAAAUGCUGAAAAAGAUUUUAAGUCUUACAAAACAUUUAAAAUGUCUGGAAUGAACUUGACUAUUUAUGGUAAAAGUACAUUAAAGGUGGCUUUAACUAAUACCAAUUAUGAAGCAGUUUUACAAUUGUUUCAUUCACAUAGUUCAAUACUUUUCAGUAGUACUUUACAAGUACCAAAAUUAUUACAGAUGAUCAAAAAAAUGCCACACCUAAUUUUAUUAGCUGGAAUAGUAGAUGGUAAAUUCUUGAGUAAAACACAACUUGAAGACUAUGCAAGUUUGGGUACAAUAGAUAAUGCAAGAGCUCAUUUAGUUGGAUUACUUGAUAAAAUAAACAAUAGAUGCUUACAUAGAAUUGGACAAACUCAACUAUCUAUGGCACACUAUUUGGAAGAAUAUGGAAAAUCCUUGGCAAAAAAUAAUUUAAAAGACGAUACAUCGGAAAAUUUUAGUUAGAAGAAUAUAAAAUUAUGUCAAUGUUGUAACACAAUUAUUUUAGAUUAACAUGUUAAUCGGUACUAUAAAUUUAAAUAAAAUAAAUAAUAUUAUUUACAUUUA